Molecule: messenger RNA, 6089 nt
Organism: Paramormyrops kingsleyae
Lineage: Eukaryota; Metazoa; Chordata; Actinopteri; Osteoglossiformes; Mormyridae
Product: myosin-7
Biological process (GO): adult heart development; sarcomere organization; muscle filament sliding
Cellular component (GO): cytoplasm; myosin filament; myosin II complex
Molecular function (GO): ATP binding; microfilament motor activity; actin filament binding
Source: RefSeq, a predicted model, not a curated record
GUGCCCCUGGCCUUAUAGGGCAUGGCAUCAAGAGGUAUAAAUGUGACCUGCACCCUGAACCCCAAGUCAGCGCAGAGCCAAAGAGUCCGGCUGAUUUGGUCCAUCAGUUGUCUGUUAGUGUGUCCAUUCUUCAGUUUUCUUGUUGGUCUUCAACCCACUGAGUCGCCAUGGGUGAUGCUGAGAUGUCGGUGUUUGGGGGUGCAGCUUCGUACCUGAGAAAAUCAGACAAGGAGCGUCUGGAAGCCCAGACUCGCCUCUUUGACAUGAAGAAGGAAUGUUUUGUACCCGAUCCUGUGGAGGAGUUUGUCAAGGCCUCCGUCGUAAGUCGAGAGGGAGACAAAGUGACUGUGGAGACAUACAGUGGGAAGACAUUAACCGUCAAAGAUACAGACCUUAUGCAGCAGAACCCUCCAAAAUUUGACAAGAUUGAGGACAUGGCCAUGUUAACUUUCCUGCAUGAGCCCGCCGUGCUGUAUAACCUGAAAGAGCGUUACGCAGCCUGGAUGAUCUACACCUAUUCUGGGCUCUUCUGUGUCACUGUCAACCCCUACAAGUGGCUGCCAGUCUACGACCAGGCAGUGGUUCUUGCUUACAGAGGAAAGAAGAGGAGCGAAGCUCCUCCUCACAUUUACUCCAUCUCUGACAACGCUUAUCAGUACAUGCUGACAGAUCGUGAGAACCAGUCUAUCUUGAUCACUGGAGAAUCUGGUGCUGGAAAGACUGUGAACACUAAAAGAGUCAUUCAGUAUUUCGCAAGCAUUGCAGCAGGCGUAGUGAAAAAGGAUACUUCUGCCCAGAAUAAGGGGACCCUGGAGGAUCAAAUCAUACAGGCCAAUCCGGCCCUGGAGGCUUUUGGUAAUGCAAAGACCAUCAGGAAUGACAACUCCUCAAGAUUUGGCAAAUUCAUCCGCAUCCAUUUUGAUACUCGAGGGAAAUUGGCCUCAGCUGAUAUCGAGACCUACCUUUUGGAAAAGUCCCGCGUCACCUUUCAGCUGAAGGCUGAGAGAGAUUAUCACAUCUUCUACCAGAUUCUGUCGAACAGAAAACCUGAAAUACUGGAGAUGUUGCUGGUGACGAAUAACCCCUAUGACUACGCCUUCAUCUCUCAGGGAGAGACAACGGUGGCCUCCAUCGAUGAUGCUGAGGAGCUGAUGGCCACUGACAAUGCCUUUGAUGUGCUGGGCUUCACACAAGAGGAGAAAAACUCUGUGUACAAGCUGACUGGUGCCAUCAUGCACUAUGGUAACAUGAAGUUCAAGCAGAAACAGCGUGAGGAGCAGGCAGAAGCUGACGGCACUGAGGAUGCUGACAAAGUAGCUUAUCUGAUGGGCCUGAACUCGGCUGACCUCAUCAAGGGCUUGUGUCACCCAAGGGUCAAAGUAGGGAAUGAGUGGGUCACCAAAGGACAGAAUGUCCAGCAGGUAAACUAUGCAGUUGGUGCCCUUUCUAAAGCAGUAUAUGAGAAAAUGUUCUUGUGGAUGGUGGUGAGAAUUAACCAAUCCCUGGAGACCAAACAACCUCGCCAGUACUUCAUUGGUGUGCUGGACAUUGCUGGUUUUGAGAUCUUUGAUUUCAACACGUUCGAGCAGCUGUGCAUUAACUUCACUAAUGAGAAGUUGCAGCAGUUCUUCAACCACCACAUGUUUGUCCUGGAGCAGGAAGAGUAUAAGAAAGAGGGCAUUGAGUGGGAGUUCAUUGACUUUGGCAUGGACUUGCAGGCUUGCAUCGAUCUCAUCGAGAAGCCCAUGGGUAUUAUGUCCAUCCUCGAAGAGGAGUGCAUGUUCCCUAAGGCCAGCGAUUCCACCUUCAAAGCAAAGCUGUACGACAACCAUCUGGGAAAAUCUGCCAACUUCCAGAAGCCCAGGAUUGUCAAAGGGAAACCAGAGGCCCAUUUUGCCCUGGUUCACUAUGCUGGCACUGUUGACUACAACAUUGUCAAUUGGCUGGUGAAGAACAAGGACCCUCUGAAUGAGACAGUGGUGGGAUUGUACCAGAAGUCAUCCCUCAAGCUGCUGGCUACUCUUUUUGCCAACUAUGCUAGUGCAGACCAAGCACUGCAAGAUGCAAAGGAAGGCAAGAAAGAGAAGAAGAAGAAAGGAUCCUCUUUCCAGACUGUGUCUGCUCUCCACAGGGAGAACCUGAACAAGCUGAUGACAAACUUGAGGUCAACCCACCCUCACUUUGUGCGCUGCAUCAUCCCCAAUGAGACCAAGACCCCUGGGGCCAUGGAGAAUCCUCUGGUGAUGCACCAGCUGCGCUGUAACGGCGUGCUGGAAGGCAUCAGGAUCUGCAGAAAGGGCUUCCCCAACAGGAUCCUCUAUGGAGACUUCAAACAGAGAUAUCGCAUCCUCAAUCCGUCUGCCAUCCCAGAGGGACAGUUCAUUGACAGCAGAAAGGGGGCAGAGAAACUGUUGGGGUCUCUGGAUAUUGACCACCAGCAGUACAGAUUUGGGCACACCAAGGUAUUUUUCAAAGCUGGUCUGCUGGGUCAACUAGAGGAGAUGAGAGACGAACGUCUGUCCAAAAUCAUCACUGCCAUCCAGGCCAGGUCUCGUGGUCUUCUCUCAAGAAUUGAGUAUCAAAAAAUGGUGGAUCGCAGAGAUGCAUUGCUUGUGAUCCAAUGGAAUGUCCGGGCCUUCAUGGGCGUGAAAAACUGGCCCUGGAUGAAACUCUACUUCAAAAUAAAACCUCUACUGAGGUCAGCUGAGGCUGAAAAGGAGAUGGCCAAUAUGAAGGAGGAGUUCCUGAAACUAAAAGAGGCGUAUGCAAAGUCCGAGGCCCGCAGGAAGGAGCUGGAAGAGAAGAUGGUCUCUCUUCUCCAAGAGAAGAAUGACCUGCAGUUACAAGUCCAAGCUGAGCAAGAUAACCUCUGUGAUGCUGAGGAGCGGUGUGAUCAACUGAUCAAAAAUAAGAUUCAGCUGGAGGCCAAAGUCAAAGAGAUGACAGAGAGACUGGAGGAUGAGGAGGAAAUGAAUUCAGAGCUGACUGCUAAGAAGAGGAAGCUGGAGGAUGAGUGUUCUGAGCUGAAGAAGGACAUCGAUGAUCUGGAGCUCACUCUGGCCAAAGUGGAGAAGGAGAAGCAUGCAACUGAGAACAAGGUGAAGAACCUGACUGAGGAAAUGGCAGCUCUGGAUGAAAUUAUUGCCAAGCUGACAAAGGAGAAGAAAGCUCUACAGGAGGCUCACCAGCAAACGCUGGAUGACCUGCAGAGUGAGGAGGACAAAGUCAACACCCUCACCAAGGCCAAGGCUAAACUGGAGCAACAAGUCGAUGAUCUUGAAGGAUCUCUGGAACAAGAGAAAAAAGUACGGAUGGACCUUGAAAGGGCCAAGAGGAAACUAGAAGGAGACUUGAAGUUAACCCAGGAGAGCAUAAUGGACCUGGAGAAUGACAAGCAGCAGCUGGAGGAAAGACUGAAGAAGAAAGAUUUUGAGAUAAGUCAACUCAACAGUAAAAUUGAAGACGAGCAAACAAUGAUUGCACAGCUGCUGAAGAAACUAAAGGAACUGCAGGCUCGCGUUGAGGAGCUGGAGGAGGAGCUGGAAGCAGAGCGAGCUGCCCGUGCCAAGGUGGAGAAGCAGAGAGCAGACCUGUCCAGGGAGCUGGAGGAGAUCAGCGAGAGGCUGGAGGAAGCUGGUGGAGCCACUUCUGCCCAGAUCGAGAUGAACAAGAAGAGGGAGGCAGAGUUCCUGAAACUGCGCAGAGACCUGGAAGAGGCCACACUGCAGCACGAAGCCACGGCGGCCACACUGAGGAAGAAACACGCCGACAGUGUGGCUGACCUGGGGGAGCAGAUCGACAACCUGCAGAGAGUGAAGCAGAAGCUGGAGAAGGAGAAGAGUGAACUCAAGAUGGAGCUUGAUGAUGUUGUCUCCAACAUGGAACAGAUUGCAAAAUCCAAGGCAAAUCUGGAGAAAAUAAGUAGGAGUCUAGAAGAUCAGACUAGUGAAUUCAGAACAAAGACUGAGGAAAAUCAACGGACGAUCAAUGACUUUACAACUCAGCGAGCAAAACUUCAGACUGAAAAUGGGGAGCUCUUCAGACAGCUAGAAGAAAAAGAAUCUCUAAUUUCUCAGCUAACUAGAGCCAAACAGUCCUAUACUCAGCAGAUUGAAGAUCUCAAAAGACAACUAGAAGAAGAAGUUAAGGCUAAGAACGCACUGGCCCACGCGGUGCAGUCUGCUCGCCACGACUCAGACCUGCUGAGGGAGCAGUAUGAGGAGGAGCAGGAGGCCAAGGGGGAGCUGCAGCGUAGUCUCUCCAAGGCCAACUCUGAGGUGGCUCAGUGGAGGACAAAAUAUGAGACUGAUGCCAUACAGAGGACUGAGGAGCUGGAAGAAGCAAAGAAGAAACUGGCUCAGCGUCUGCAAGAUGCAGAAGAGGCUGUGGAAGCUGUUAAUGCCAAAUGCUCCUCGCUGGAAAAGACCAAACACAGGCUGCAGAAUGAGAUUGAAGAUCUCAUGGUGGAUGUAGAACGAUCCAAUGCAGCUGCUGCCGCUCUGGACAAGAAGCAAAGAAACUUUGACAAGGUCCUGGCUGAGUGGAAGCAGAAGUAUGAGGAGUCUCAGAGUGAGCUGGAGAGCUCCCAGAAGGAGGCCAGGUCUCUGAGCACAGAGCUCUUCAAGCUAAAGAACUCUUAUGAAGAGUCCCUGGAUCAUCUGGAGACAAUGAAGAGAGAGAAUAAGAUCCUUCAAGAGGAAAUAACUGAUCUGACCGAGCAACUUGGUGAGAGCGGAAAGAGCAUCCAUGAACUGGAGAAGAUCCGUAAACAACUGGAACAGGAGAAGGCUGAGAUACAGGCUGCCCUGGAAGAAGCAGAAGCUUCUCUAGAGCACGAGGAGGGAAAGAUCCUGCGAGCCCAGCUUGAGUUUAAUCAGGUAAAGGCUGAUAUUGAACGCAAGCUGGCUGAGAAGGACGAGGAGAUGGAACAGGCCAAGAGGAACCAACAGAGGAUGGUAGAUACCCUGCAGAGCUCUCUGGAGGCAGAAACCAGGAGCCGGAAUGAAGCCCUCAGGCUGAAGAAGAAGAUGGAGGGUGACCUCAAUGAGAUGGAGAUCCAGCUCAGCCAGGCCAACAGACAGGCAUCUGAGGCUCAGAAGCAACUGAAGAGUCUCCAUGCACAUAUGAAGGAUGCUCAACUGCAGCUGGAUGACUCCCUACGAGCAAACGAUGACCUGAAAGAGAACAUCGCCAUCGUGGAGAGACGUAACAACCUUCUGCAGGCAGAGCUGGAGGAGCUGAGGUCCAUGGUGGAGCAGACAGAGAGAGGCCGCAAGCUGGCUGAACAGGAGCUUCUGGAUGUCAGCGAGAGGGUGCAGCUUCUGCACUCCCAGAACACCAGCCUGCUCAACCAGAAGAAGAAGCUGGAGGCCGAUACAUCCCAGCUUCAGACUGAGGUGGAGGAGGCUGUGCAGGAGUGUAGGAAUGCUGAGGAGAAAGCCAAGAAGGCCAUCACUGACGCUGCCAUGAUGGCGGAGGAGCUGAAGAAGGAGCAGGACACCAGUGCUCACCUGGAGCGCAUGAAGAAAAAUAUGGAGCAGACUAUCAAAGACCUGCAGCACCGGCUGGAUGAAGCUGAGCAGAUUGCAAUGAAGGGGGGCAAGAAGCAGGUGCAGAAGCUGGAAGCCCGGGUGCGAGAACUGGAAACUGAAAUUGAAGCAGAACAGCGGAGAAGCAAUGAAUCUGUUAAAGGAAUCCGCAAAUACGAGAGGCGCAUUAAGGAGCUCACCUACCAGACUGAAGAGGAUCGUAAAAACAUGGCCCGCUUGCAGGAUUUGGUGGAUAAACUGCAGCUUAAGGUCAAAUCUUACAAGAGGUCUGCGGAGGAAGCUGAGGAACAAGCUAACGGCAACCUGGGCAAGUUCCGCAAGCUGCAGCACGAGCUGGACGAGGCGGAGGAGAGAGCCGACAUCGCAGAGUCGCAGGUCAACAAGCUGCGCGCCAAGAGCCGCGACGUCGGCUCCAAGAAAGGGUUUGAUGAAGAGUGAAGCUCUCUGAUGGACCCUUCUAAAAUCCUCCUGCUGUAGUUUGUCUCCACUAUCAGUGCUGCUCUUCUGAUUGAGUAGAAUAAAGUUCUCUCUUGCAACGUU